AAAAGCAGAGACGCGCAUUGUGCUCGCCACCGCCGCUCACCAAUUUACAGAUUUUUUCUGCUUGGAUGCAGCUCUAUCGCUCGCCUGACAGAUUAUUCCAUACUUUUCCCUAUCUUUAUAUCCUAUAUUUAGAUUCCUUAUUCAUUCGACGAGGCUGAAUUAUGAUUUGGGUAACUUUGUUUUGCAUCUGCGUCUUACCGUCGUUGCAAGCCGACAGUAGUAAACGUUAUGUGGUCGGCGGCUGUCCGAGUCUCUGCGAUAAGUCCAUGUGCCCGACGAUGCCGAAAGACUGUAAGACGGGACAGGUGAUGGAUCACUGUAACUGCUGCAUGGUGUGCGCUUCUGGGGAGGGUGAAGCGUGCGGCGGAGUGGGUAAGCUGGGGGACCCGGUGUGUGGAGAGGGUUUGAAGUGCUCCGUUACCGGAGGAGUGGGGUUCUCCGCCACCGUCAGGAGGAGAGGGAAAAACGGAGUCUGCGUGUGCAAGAGCAGCGACCCGGUGUGUGGCAGUGAUGGGGUCUCGUAUGAUAACAUCUGCGAGCUGAAGCGGGUCAGUAACCGGGCGCAGAGUGUGCAGCAGCCGCCGGUGCUUUUCAUACAGCGGGGAGCGUGUGGGACCGCUGUCCAUGAUAACCCCAACAGCCCAAGAUACAAGUACAACUUCAUCGCUGAUGUAGUGGAGAAGAUCGCCCCCGCCGUGGUUCAUAUUGAACUGUAUCGCAAGAUGGUUUAUUCUAAGCGUGAGAUGGCAGUGGCAAGCGGGUCAGGAUUUGUGGUGUCUGACGAUGGCCUCAUCGUGACCAAUGCCCACGUGGUAGCCAAUAAAAACAGGGUGAAAGUGGAACUUAAAAAUGGAGUCUCAUAUGAUGCAAAAAUUAAAGAUGUUGAUGAAAAGGCAGACAUCGCCCUCAUAAAGAUCGAUCCACCGAGUAAGCUUCCUGUACUUUUACUCGGACGAUCGGCCGACCUCAGACCAGGAGAAUUUGUGGUUGCCAUCGGCAGCCCGUUUUCCCUUCAGAAUACAGUUACCACCGGGAUAGUGAGCACCACACAGAGAGGAGGGAGAGAGUUGGGAUUGAGGAACUCUGAUAUGGAUUAUAUACAAACCGAUGCCAUCAUUAAUUUUGGUAAUUCAGGAGGACCGCUAGUCAAUCUGGAUGGUGAAGUGAUUGGAAUCAACACAUUAAAAGUCACAGCAGGAAUUUCUUUCGCCAUUCCAUCAGACAAGAUACGGCAGUUUCUUGCCGAGUCGCAUGACAGACAGGCCAGAGGCCGUGGAGCAAUAAAGAAAAGAUACAUCGGUGUUCGUAUGAUGACCCUCACUCCUGCACUGACCAAAGAGCUGAAAGGUCGACUGCGGGAUUUUCCUGACAUCACGUCAGGAGCCUAUGUCAUCGAGGUCAUCUCCAGAACCCCAGCUGCAGCUGCUGGACUUAAAGAACACGAUGUCAUUAUUUCCAUCAAUGGUGAGCAAAUCUCCUCAGCAACGGAUGUAAGCGCAGCCAUCAAAAAAGACACCACUUUACGUGUGGUUGUUCGACGAGGAAACGAGGACGUCAUUCUUACUAUCAUCCCUAUGGAGAUUGACCCUUGACCCUAACUAAGCCUAGUGCUCCUCGGCCACACCCAUGAACUUACUUGGGCGUGUCUUCAGCCCCACCCCUUUUCUUGGACAUCUGUCCAUGUUCUUGAAAUGACUGGCAGGGUGAAAUCUCAGCCUGAAGAUUUUAUACUGUACAAAGCACAUUGAUAUAGGUCCAUGUUCACAUGUAUUAAUGUCAUUUUUAUCAUAAUUAUUUAGAGAUUAUUACUACUGUUUACUGUUUAACAAACACUAUUAGAUAUUAUUAGAUUUUUAAAGAUUUAUUUUCAAGUUCUCAACAAUGUAUUGGAAUGCACAGCAGUUUAGUUUUUUAUAACUUGAUUCGAAUAAAAAAUAAGCUGUUUUUUUUUCAUUUUUGCUAUUGAAAUGAUUAAAAACCUUUUGAUAUUUUGCUUUUCAAGAGCAUAACUGUUUUUUAAUAAAAGUUUUACAUUACACUGG
Messenger RNA from Paramisgurnus dabryanus, 2042 nucleotides. It is a transcript of the gene htra1a, whose product is annotated as HtrA serine peptidase 1a. Gene Ontology annotation, molecular function: protein binding; serine-type endopeptidase activity. Lineage: Eukaryota; Metazoa; Chordata; Actinopteri; Cypriniformes; Cobitidae. The record is from RefSeq and is a predicted model, not a curated record. Gene Ontology annotation, cellular component: extracellular region. Gene Ontology annotation, biological process: proteolysis; programmed cell death; positive regulation of apoptotic process.